UUCCCAGAGCAUUAUCCACAAGUUCGAGAACUAAAACAGAAAACUUUGCAGAGGUAAGAGCCAUUCCAAUGGAGGCAACAUCACUUUUAAGCUCUUCCUCAAAAACUAAUUUCAGAUUCCAACUCAAAACUUCAUCUUCCCUCAAAAAGUACUCCCAAUUUGUCAACUUUGGCCCCCCAAACUAUCAUGGUUCAAGCUCUCUUGUCACUUGCCCAGCAUUUGCAGUACAUAAAACUUUGGAGAAAUCGAGAGACGCUGUCACCACAAGUUCGUCUAAGAACAACAUAAUGCCAAAGAUUGAUAAAAGUGGCCGGUUUUGCAGCCCCAGAGCCGCCCGUGAGCUCGCUCUAUUAAUAGUUUAUGCUGCAUGUUUAGAAGGGUCAGAUCCUAUUCGGCUUUUUGAGAAGAGAGUAAAUUUUAGAAGAGAACCUGGUUAUGAAUUCGACAAGGCCUUGUUGUUAGAAUUUAAUCAUAUGAGCUUUGGAGGCCCCCCUGUGACAACGGAAACAAUUGAAGAAGCAGAUGAACUUCUACACAAUGAUGAGAAAGAGUCUGUAAUUGAAGAAGAAGUCCUUUCAGCUCCUCCAAAGUUGGUGUACAACAAACUGCUUUUGCGUUUCACGAGAAAGCUUUUGGUUGCAGUUGUGGAUAAAUGGGAUGGUCAUGUUCGUAUUAUUGACAAAGUUGUCCCACCAAAUUGGAAGGAUCAGCCAUCCGGAAGAAUUUUGGAGCUUAGCAUUCUCCACUUGGCCAUGUCUGAGAUGGCUGUUCUAGGAACGCGGCACCAAAUUGUUAUUAAUGAAGCUGUUGAUCUUGCAAAACGGUUCUGUGAUGGAGCAGCACCACGCAUAAUCAAUGGAUGUCUUAGGACCUUUCUGAAGGAUCUUGAAGGAACCAACAUGACUGAGGCCAAAGAGGUUAAGCAGGAAAUGCCAGUUGAAGUAUGAAGUGAUACAGUUUUUGGCAAUUCUCUGCUCAGAUUGUAAGAAUACCCCACAACCAAAAUGGUAAAAGAACCUCAGUUUUAUGACUUUGAAACCUGACGAGCUUAAUUUAUCUGGGUAUGUCAUUUUGGUGGGGCAAUGUCUAACUAGCAGUAGAUGAGUACUGGUGAAUAACAAUGCUUGAGAGCAGCCAAAAGAGCAGAUAAUAUGUAUAUGAUUAUGUUGUGGUUUUAAGUCCAAUAUUUUUGUAUAAUGUUAAUCAUGAAUAUUUCGCUAUUAGGAUAAGACAUUGAAAGUCCUGUUCUCUAUUCUUCUUGUACUUGAAUGCUACAUUUGAGACAUAAACAAGAGAAUGAAAUUACAUUGUUGAGAAAA
This is a messenger RNA of Mangifera indica (mango), 1319 nucleotides long. RefSeq lists its product as uncharacterized. The transcript has 7 exons. Gene Ontology annotation, biological process: DNA-templated transcription termination; regulation of DNA-templated transcription. The record is from RefSeq and is a predicted model, not a curated record. Gene Ontology annotation, molecular function: RNA binding. Lineage: Eukaryota; Viridiplantae; Streptophyta; Magnoliopsida; Sapindales; Anacardiaceae. Gene Ontology annotation, cellular component: chloroplast. The coding region runs from base 69 to 947 and encodes 292 amino acids.